GACAAACUGACUUCCUUCACAUUUCUUGUCAGUUAUGAGAAAGUCAAGGUGUUGUAAGACUCACUUGUCCAGACAACAGUAGUCUAAGGAGAAAAAUAGUAUACCCGGGGAAAGAAAACUCAAAAUCAAUGAACCUCUAUAAGAAUUUUGGGAAUCUCUUUGAGAAUUGGGUGACGGAAGGCAGCCUGGAUUUACACUAUCACACAGGAGCUGGUGUGGAUGGAUUCAACCUCACUGAAAGUGACUCUGUGUCCAGGGAUUUUCUUCCAAUAUCCAAUAUAAAGUCUGAAUCGGAGGACUCUGGAUUUGAAACGGUCAGUACGAUAAGUCCCUGUCAUUCUCAUCAGGUAUCUCAGCUUACAGAUCACGGCUCUCCGGAGGAUGAUGUUCAACCUUCAUCUCCAGCUCCUUCUGUUUGCUCCUCAUCCUCCUCAUGUGUCUCGCUUGGCUCUGUGGCUCCAAGAAACACAUGUCUGAAGGUAGAACAAGCUUUGAGACGGACAGAACAAACGUCAGGGCAUGUCACAAGAAAAGGACCCCAGCAUCAGAUGGAAAGCAGGGUCCCUGCACCACGGUACCGUUGUAACACGGCCUCCUUUCCAACCAGCUGUCACACAAACAACUUCAGAGAACAUCAUCGGUUUAGUCGUCCAAGGAGAAUUCAUUCACAACCUCCAGAUCACAAGAAAGCCGAGCUGUACAGAAAACAUUGGAACCGGUUGGGGUUUGAAGAAGCGGAGCAAAGGAGAUUAGACAAGCUCUCUCCAGGGCUUCUUUACCUGGAGCAGGUCUGCAGGAUGCUGGAGAACAUUGCAAAGCUGCAGCAGCAAAACCACAACCUCCAGAAGGAGGUGGAGAACCUUAAGAGUCAGCAUGCUGAAACAGAGUGUGCGCGAUUGAAUGAGAAAGCAAUAAACUAUCUUGCAAGACAAAGAUUAGAGGUUUUGGCUCAUGAAGAUUCAAGCAGCCUAUCGACUUUCUCAGAGGAACCUGCACCGUUUCGGCACAGAUCUGUGUCUGACACUCGGGCAUCCUUGGGCCGUCAAAGGAGGGCAGGGUUUGCUCAAGAUGAAUCUUUUGCAGGUGUCUUAUUCGAGGAACCUGACAGUAAUGAUCCUCAGCCACCACAACAUGAAUCCAAAAAGCCAAGUAAGAUCCAGAAGAUAAAAUUUACUUCACUUAGAAGACAGGAAACACAAAAGCCUCCCCAAAGCAAAAGCGAUCAGCCAAAGAAGAAGACAAAACUGUCGAACUUUUUCAGGAGUAGAAGGAUGACCACACGUUUAUGAAAUCUGUGGUACAUUGUAACCCUGUGAAUAGCUUUAUAAUGGAGAUACACACCUUCACAACACAGUUUACAAUUAAUUGUUAUCAUUUUAUAGUAUGUUUACUAAAGUACUAAAAACAGAAAAUAAAACAUAAUGUGUAAGCAUUCUGUGUUAAUACACUGUAACGAGGAAGGCGGGACGAGAGCCGUGAGGUAACGGUGCGA
Messenger RNA from Triplophysa rosa, 1492 nucleotides. RefSeq lists its product as uncharacterized. The transcript is spliced from 6 exons. The coding region runs from base 129 to 1289 and encodes 386 amino acids. Lineage: Eukaryota; Metazoa; Chordata; Actinopteri; Cypriniformes; Nemacheilidae. The record is from RefSeq and is a predicted model, not a curated record.